Molecule: messenger RNA, 1690 nt
Organism: Cryptomeria japonica (Japanese cedar)
Lineage: Eukaryota; Viridiplantae; Streptophyta; Pinopsida; Cupressales; Cupressaceae
Exons: 10
Coding region: 303-1541 (412 amino acids)
Cellular component (GO): catalytic step 2 spliceosome
Source: RefSeq, a predicted model, not a curated record
UUUAGGGUAGUCUAAAAUAUUACGGGAACAUUUUGUUCACGAUUUUAGCAAAUGUUUCAUCGUUCAAAUGUAUUUAUCGUUGAAAUUCCAUGAAAUUAAGGGUUAGCCUACUGGUACAUGUUUAUCGGAACGAUUUCAUUCAGUGAGAUACAUAUUCUGCUCUAGCGGAAGAGUUUGUCCUGAUUUUAAUUUUUAAUUUUUUUAUUUGGGGGUUUAGAAUCUUCUACCCUUGUUUAUUUUCGUUCUGUCUACAAACCCUAGCUUGUCUCGAGGGCUUUGGUGCAGGCGGCACGGCUAACGCUAUGGUGGAGAAGACUGCGGAGGAACUCCGCAAGGAGAUCGAUGAACUCAAUCGCCAGCAGUGGGAGAUUACAGAGAGGUUACGUGAUCCAAGAGGUAUUCGGAGGGGUGGAUUUUCUGGCAACAAUACCCGCAAUGUUGGCCCUGGUGGAGGUCGCACGCUUGGGAGAGGACGGGGAUUUGUUCGGAUGGCAGAUAAGCCCGAGAUUGACGACGAGCCACCAGCCAAGAGGCGACUCUCCUCAGCUGUAGUAAAGGUUGAGGAUGGAGAAAUUGUUGAUGAUUCAAAGGAAAAGAAAGAAGGCAAGGAACAAGACAAAAUAGCAGAUCUAAAACAGGAUGACAGCCAAGCCAAUGGUAAACACUCAAAUUUACAUCGUAAUCAGAGUGGCUUGAAGACAGAUAGAGGAAACUGGAUGGAGCAAGAUGCUCAACCUGUUGAGAAUGUACCGAGGGUCCUACCUAAGAAUGAAGAUCCAAGCUUGGUGAAGCGAAAUAGGAGAAUGCUUGGACAACUUUUGGGGACACUUGAGAAAUUUCGGGAGGAGGACAAGCAAUUGUCAUCAUCAGAAGCAUUCAUGCGGCGAUCAGAUUCUUUAAGAAGAGCAGAGCAAAGGGCACGUGAGGAAAGUGAAAAACUUCGCCAACAAGAGCGCGAGCAACUUGCCGAAAAGAGACGCCGGGAUUUGACUCUUCGUGCACGGGUUGCUGCAAAGGCAGAAGAGAAGAAACUGGAACUACUUUUCCUGCAAUGGACUGAACACCAUAGCAAACUUUGCAAAUUUUUAAGGACAACAACAGAACCCCCAGUAUACUAUGUCCCAGCAAAACCUUCAGAGAAUUGUGUGAAGCUGCUUGAGGAGCAACAGAAGGAAUUUUCUGAAUGGAAAGCCAGUCGUAGACAAGAGUUAACAGAAUACCAGAAAGAAAUUAGUGAGCAACUACUUGCCAAUGUUGAAGUGGAACUCCAGAGGUGGCAAAACGCAGGCAGUACUAGGAAUGGGAACACUGCAGCCAGUCUACAGGAGAGCAUGGAUAAUGAUCUUGAGUCGCAUAAAUUGAGUCAUGGUCCUAAAACACGUGUUCCAAGAGGUGGCGAAGAUGCAGAAGAGGAUGUUGAGGAUGUUGGAGAGGAUGAUAUCAUGGAUGAUGUGCUUGAGGACGAAGAAACUGCGGCAAGAAGGGAUGACGAUACAGGAACAGGUAAAGGUAUUGUUAGCUAUGGUGGUGGAGAAGAUUAAAAAUCAUUUUGAUAUUUAAUUUCAAUGACCAAAUUUUUUAGAAUAUCGAGUUUGAUGGUUUUCCAAUGUUUUCAUAGAUGGUGACAACUAUUGAUGUAAUUUGUUGCAAUUUUAUGCAUUGAAUGAAUUUCUUGCAUGUUACAUCUCCA